AUGCAGAAAGAACUUUCAAUCAUCAGCAAAACUUUCAAAGUUGAGACCUGUGAAGGCGGCGACCCAAAGCUAUUCAGUCAACUUUCCACCUGGGAAUUACUUAACCUUAAAGUCUCAGCCAUUUUCGAUAUUCCUGAUAGACUACAAAAGGAGUAUGGUAUCUCGUCGAAGUUUUUACAGAACUCGUUCGGAAAAUACAGCAUUCAAACAAUUGGAAAAGACGCCCUUGAAAAGGAGUUUGAAAUCAGUAAACCCAUACAAUAUAUGGUAUCUGCCACUAAGCAUUGUUCGUGGCCAAAGGCUGCUGCCAUCACGGGCAUUGGCUCUGAAAACGUCAUCAAUGUUCCCGUAGACAAAGGUGCGCGUCUUGACGCAGAUAAACUGGAUGCAUUUUUGAAAGAACGUCUCGAAAGAAAACAAGCUGUUUUUGCAGUGGUAGCGAUCAUUGGCACGACGGAGGAGGGUGCCGUUGAUCCACUCGCUAAAGUUCUCAAGCUCCGCAAAAGAUACCAACGCCUCGGCACGUCAUUCAUCGUUCAUGCUGAUGCUGCUUGGGGAGGUUACUUUGCAUCUACUCUUCCGCCAAAGCGGGCAAAGGAUCAGCCCCACGAUUUUCCAGACGAGGAUUCAAUAACCAUCGACCCGCACAAGACCGGAUAUGUUCCAUAUCCAGCUGGUGCAUUAUGCUACCGUGACAACAGGAUGAAGUAUUUAGUAACAUGGACAACGCCAUAUAUUUCUAGGGACCCCUCUGCUGAGAGCAUUGGUGUUUACGGUGUUGAGGGAAGUAAGCCUGGUGCUGCCGCAGGUGCAACCUUUUUAUCACAUAAGGUAAUCGGCUUGAACCAACAUGGAUAUGGUGGGUUACUCGGCGAAACCGUUUUUACUUGUAGCAGGCUGUCUGCACAUUGGGCUACGAUAGAAAACAAGAAAUUCAUUGUCGUCCCUUUAAAUAUGCUUCCAUCAGAGGAGAUCGAAGGGCCAGCUAGAGUUGAUGCUAUCGACAAGGAGAAGCAUGAAAUCCGGGACCGUAUCCUCAAAAAGACUAACUGGGAAGUGUCUCAAGGUCCUAGAGCAAUGGAACUGCUUGGAUCUCUAGGAUCUAAUUUGAUCGUCAAUGCAUUUGCAUGCAAUUUCCGUCUUGAAGACGGGACUUUGAAUGACGAUGUGGAAGAAGCAAAUAAUCUCAACCAGCGUAUCGUCAAUAGGCUGUCAGUCACAUCACCUGACAAACUACCUGCCGAAGUUCCCUUUUUCCUUACAUCUACGGAGUUCUUACAGCACGAAUAUGGUGCAUGUGCGGACCACUUCAAGAGACGACUCGGUCUUAAGGGCGAAACAAACCUAUUUGUUCUUAGAAACGUGACGAUGUCACCAUUCCCGACAGAGAGGAACUUUGUUGCGAAGCUAGCUUCAAUCUUUGAAAAAGUUGCCUCAGAGGAGGUCAAUGCUUGCCGGUUGCGUGUUUCAAUCGAUGCCACAAAUCACAGCUUCACCAUGCAGGGCACCACAAAGCUGUACCUUGCCUAUAAGCCCUUAUUCUAUGAGGCGGAUAAUCGCACACAGAUUGUCCUUGAGGCCGAGAUUCCAGAUGAUGCGAUGAGCGCAUAUGUUGAAGCAAGAGAAUCGAAUCCAAAAGCCCCAUUUGUUUUGAGGACUCCAGCAGUCAAACUUCCAGAUAUUUUGGCAGCGGGACCUUCAAAGCGAAUAUCAACUUUAGUGAUGGGUAUAACGAAUCUUCUCAAGGAUGUCCAAGUCACCAAAGCCCGCAUUUUGAAGCGGCGUGAUCUCCGCGCCAAGUUCCGCGACUCUAAUUACCCCCAGAACUACAUGCCAUUCUACGUCUAUGGUACACCCGAGGAAACCCAUAUCGACCAUAUGCUCCUCUGCGCGCCCAAUAUCCAACUCUCGGCCGAUAAGGUCACCUUUGACCCUCCACUCACUGGUCUGAAGGAGGAACUUGAAAAAGGCGCGGUCUUGCAUGUGAAUGAAGUAUCUGAGGUCUCCAUGCAACCGUUUGAUAUGCUUCCGAGUGCUACUGAGUUGAGCGAGUCCAACUUCUUCUUCCGCCAGGGGGCAUGCUUCAAUGUGACUAUCUACAAAGACACACAUGAGGCCGAAUCUACAGGUCCGGGACUAUCAGCAGUCAAUACUGAUUUAGAGCUAAUUUCGACAAAAAUGACCCUCACUGACAAUGUCUAUGUCGACAAGGAUUGGGUUAACUCUGACCCUCUUGCGAUCAAAGAGGUGAAUGAGGGUCUCGAGGCGUGGAAGGCCAAGAUUGAUAAAGAGUUCCCGUGA
This is a messenger RNA of Morchella sextelata, 2301 nucleotides long. RefSeq lists its product as uncharacterized. Lineage: Eukaryota; Fungi; Ascomycota; Pezizomycetes; Pezizales; Morchellaceae. The transcript is spliced from 7 exons. Bases 1 to 2301 code for a protein of 766 amino acids. The record is from RefSeq and is a predicted model, not a curated record. Gene Ontology annotation, molecular function: pyridoxal phosphate binding; carbon-carbon lyase activity. Gene Ontology annotation, biological process: carboxylic acid metabolic process.